AUGGCGUCCACAUCCACGCCAUCUGGCUCUGGCCAAGCAGCUCUGCCUCCGGUCGACUUGAAGCCAUUGUUGACCAAGCUCUGGCCCGUCAAUAAUGAUGUGACGGCAGAUGACAUCGCUGAGGCCAUCUCUCAUUUUUUCACAAACCAAGUGACAGAGGCGCAGACAGCUGCGCUGCUGAUGGCCCUCCAUUUCACCAAGUUGGACUUCCGAGCAGAUGUUCUCCAAAAGACGGCGAGUGUCAUGUUGCAAGCCGCCGAGGAAAUCCCUGUAAAAGAACUCAAUGCUGUACUUGCAGAAAGAGGCAGAAAAGAAGGAGCCUACAAUGGCGGAUUGUGCGAUAUCGUUGGCACUGGAGGUGACUCUCACAACACCUUCAACGUCAGCACAACGGCAUCAAUCCUAGCCUCUUCACUUCUCAUGGUGUCCAAGCACGGAAACAGAGCCAGCACAUCAAAAUCGGGCAGUGCCGACAUGAUCAACAGCAUGAAGCCCAAGGCACCCGUCAUCAAUGCAGUCAAGCCCGACUCCUUAGUCCAAGUCUACUCCGCGACAAACUACAGCUUUCUCUUUGCGCCAGUUUUCCACACUGGUAUGCGCUACGUUGCCCCAAUUCGGAAACAGCUUCCCUUCAGAACCGUCUUCAAUAACUUGGGACCCUUGGCCAAUCCUGUGGAGGCUGUCUUGGAAGCUCGCGUGAUUGGUGUUGGAAGACGGGAUCUCGGUCCCGCCUUCGCUGAAGCCUUGAGAGCGGCUGGUUGCCGGAAGGCCUUGAUUGUCUGUGGAGAAGAGGAACUUGAUGAAAUUAGCUGUGCCGGUGGCACACUUUGCUGGAUGUUGCGGGAGCAGUCACCGGGAGGCGUGGUUGACAUUACCCAUUUUACGGUCACCCCGGAGGAUUUUGGGGCCAAGCGUCAUCCGCUCAGCGAAGUAUCACCGGGUAAAGAACCGGCUGAGAAUGCCGAGAUUUUGCAAACGAUACUCCGCGGAGAAUUUCCCCUGGAUGAUCCCCUCAUUGACUUCAUUGCCAUCAACACGGCAGCUCUUUUCGUCGUAGCAGGCGUUUGUGAAGCUGACUCGAGUGACAUGGGACAUGGCGAUGACGGAAAGGUCAUCCUGGAGCGCGGCCACGCCGGUCAGCGCUGGAAAGAGGGAUACAGGAGGGCCAAGUGGGCAAUCAAGAGCGGCGAGGCUUGGAAGCAGUGGCAAGCAUUUGUCGAUGUUACCAAUAAGAUUGGUUCAUGA
Molecule: messenger RNA, 1245 nt
Organism: Pochonia chlamydosporia 170
Lineage: Eukaryota; Fungi; Ascomycota; Sordariomycetes; Hypocreales; Clavicipitaceae
Product: anthranilate phosphoribosyltransferase
Exons: 2
Coding region: 1-1245 (414 amino acids)
Biological process (GO): L-tryptophan biosynthetic process
Cellular component (GO): cytosol
Molecular function (GO): anthranilate phosphoribosyltransferase activity
Source: RefSeq, a predicted model, not a curated record